UUUUUUUUUUAAAUUUUUUGUCUGAGAAUGUCCGACCACGACGACGAGGCUGCAUCCGGCUCAGACAGCGAGCUGCAGUCGCCGUUGGAGGAGGUCCGCGCCAAGCACCGCAAGGAGAUCAAAGCCAUGCAAUCGCAGGUGCAGGCAUUGAAAAAGUCUGUUCCGAAGGGCGACAACAAGCGCAAGAAGGACGUCCAGAAGCAGAUUGAAGAGCUCGAAGCCGAGACCGCGCAGCGCCACGCGACCGAGCUCAAGGCCGCCGAGGCCGAGGAGGCAAAGGCUGCUGCUGCUGCUGCUGCUGCUACUGCGAACAAGCCCAACGGAGCAGGAUCUGGAGGAUCGGAACUGGCGGCGGCGACGUCGGAGGAGGCCGAGGCGCACGACGCUGCAGAUGACAGCAGCAGCAACAAGACAAGCAAGCCGACACGCGCGCAGAAGCGCAGGGACAACAAGGCCACUGCGCACAGCGAGCGCAUGCAGCGGGCGGAGGCAGAGUACCAGGCCACUGCCGCGCGUGGUCCCAGCGCACGCGACGUCGAGGCCAACCAGCUCAAGCAGGCCCUGCAGAAGGCGGACCUGGCCAUCAAGACCAUCACAUCGGACGGACAUUGCCUGUACAAUGCUGUGGCAGAUCAGCUCCGUCGGAACGCGGUUGCACGAGCGCCGACUGACUUUGCUGCGCUGCGCAAGCUGACCGCCAGCUUUAUUCUCGCGCACCAGGACGACUUCCUGCCAUUCCUCGUCACCGACUCAGGCGACAUGUAUACCGAGACAGAGCUGAAAAAGUACUGCAACGAGAUUGCGUCUACCGCCGCAUGGGGAGGCCAAAUCGAGGCGCAGGCCUUGUCUGCCGGGCUCCAAGUGCCCAUUCACAUUUAUCAAGCGGGCUCCCCGGUCGUCACUCUGGGUGCCGACUUUCCGGGCGAGCCACUGAGGUUGUCCUACCACCGACAUCUGUAUGGGCUCGGCGAGCACUACAACUCGCUCGUCCCAAGUUCCAGCCCCGACGCCGAUGCCUCCUCGAGCUAAAACGUCGUGUUUGAAAAGCUUUUACUCACAGCAAGUGUUUUGUAUGUUGUACAAGUAUAUUAUGUUGACAGGA
Molecule: messenger RNA, 1102 nt
Organism: Capsaspora owczarzaki ATCC 30864
Lineage: Eukaryota; Filasterea; Ministeriida; Capsasporidae
Product: OTU domain-containing protein 6B
Exons: 1
Coding region: 28-1029 (333 amino acids)
Biological process (GO): protein deubiquitination
Molecular function (GO): cysteine-type deubiquitinase activity
Source: RefSeq, a predicted model, not a curated record